Messenger RNA from Nematostella vectensis (starlet sea anemone), 6121 nucleotides. RefSeq names its product liprin-alpha-1-like. NCBI's taxonomy places the organism in Eukaryota, Metazoa, Cnidaria, Anthozoa, Actiniaria, Edwardsiidae. The transcript has 31 exons. The record is from RefSeq and is a predicted model, not a curated record. Gene Ontology annotation, cellular component: presynaptic active zone. Bases 334 to 3990 code for a protein of 1218 amino acids. Gene Ontology annotation, molecular function: protein binding. Gene Ontology annotation, biological process: synapse organization.
UGCAUUAUGGGACUCGUUGCCGGCCGCACUGAGAUCAGAGGAACUCAUAUUGUAUCUUGUUCAUUUGGGAACCACAGGUCAAAAAUAAGGCCGCAAAAAAUCCCCUCGGAACUAGCGUCAAACCCCAAAUGGACUUCAACACCUUGUAGGAGGAAUUAAGCACCUAUGUAGCUCCUAAAGAUGCGAUUGUCAACCUCGAAACGAGGAUUUUAGCUCGUUGAACGGCUCUGGUUGACAUGACGGUAUCGCCGUAAAAGCCAUGUAAAAACCCGUAGAAGUUGGACUAUUAUAUCUGGUUCCUUGUGGGCUUCGGUGUUUUAGCGAAUCGCCAAGAUGAUGUGCGAUAUUAUGCCGACCAUAUCCGAGGACCCUCCAGAGAUUCAAUUCGGACAAAAUGAGGAAACGAAUUUCGAACAACUAAUGGUUAAUAUGUUGGACGAACGGGACAAACUCAUGGAGACAUUGCGAGAGACACAAGACUCUUUGGCUUUGACCCGUUCGAAGUUGAACGAUUCCCAAAAAGAAAAAGACAGAUUAAUGGCUCAUUUAGAAUCCGUCCUUGCUCAGGGGGACGAACAGUUGAUAGAAAGGCUUUCCGGCUUGGAUGGAAUGAAUACGGACUCUAGUGGUAACAUGAAAACAGAUAAAGGCAAAAACCGAGUACGAGUUUUAGCCGAGGACUUUGCCUCUAUGUUAAAAGAACUCCACCAAGCCCGUGAACAGCUACUAGAAAAAGACGAAGAGAUUAUUGAGUUGAAAGCUGAGAGGUGCAACACAAGGCUUCUGCUGGAGCACCUGGAGUGUCUAGUGGCUCGCCAUGAGCGCUCCCUCAGAAUGACCGUCGUCAAGCGACAAGCUGCUGUGGCUGGUGGUGUCUCAUCUGAAGUGGAGGUUCUGAAGGCUCUCAAGUCACUAUUCGAGCACCAUAAAGCACUGGACGAAAAGGUGCGGGAGAGGUUAAGGCAAGCUGUCGAAAGAGGGAACUCUUUAGAAGGCGACCUAGACGAAGCACGUGAUAAGAUUAAACAGCUGGAACAAGAAAAUGAAGACAUCAGGUUACGAAACCUACGGAGAGGGAGACAAGAAGAUGGCUCUCCGAGCCAAGAGGUCAGCUUACCCAACGGGGAUGGAAGCCAGGGUGCAACCAUGUCCAAUGGUCCCGUCAUGGCGUGUAUAGAAGAACACGAAGAACAGCUAGAAGAGAUGCAGUUCUUAUUAGAUAAGAAAUCCAAAGAAUUAGAAAGAAUUACAAAAGAAUCCAAGGAUUUGAAGGAAAAAGUGACAUCUCUAGAAGAGGAAUUACGACUCUCAAACAAGCAGUCCGAGCGACUGACAAGUCAAGUCCAGAGACUGGAACGAGAUCUGGACGAGGCGGCGGCGCAAAAAUCCGACAUGGAAGAUCGCAUCGCGACACUAGAAAAACGCUACGUUCGGAUGCAACAUGAAGUGACGGGAUUAAACGACGACAACGAACGACUGGAAACCGAGCUUGCCACAAAAGAGACCGAGCUCAUUCAGUGUGAAGAAAAGGUGAGAGAUCUCCAAGAGAAGCUCGAGCUCUCUGAGCAGAACCUGAACCAGCUGCUGCGCAAAGCUGAGGCGCUGCCCAAGAUCGAGGAGGAGCUCGCUGUGCGCAUGGCUGCGCUCAACGAGGCCGCAGAGAAGCAAGGCACAGCAGAGGAACAGGUGACUAAACUGAAAACACAACUUGAGGAUCUCCAGUCCGAACUAAAAAGGGCGAGAGAACGAGAGAAAAUGAAUGAGGACCACAACACCAGAUUGUCGACGACGAUAGACAAGCUGCUGACCGAGUCUAAUGAGCGCCUGCAGGCUCAUCUUAAAGAAAGGAUGAACGCAUUAGAAGAAAAGACCGCCGUUACUCAAGAAUUAGAAAGCAUGAAGUUGCAAGUGGAUGACCUCCAAAAGGAAAAGGAAGUGCUUGCGCGAGAGUUAACAAGAAUAAAAGACGAGUAUGAACUUCUGAUUCACAAACAAGGAAUGUCCAAAAGCAGAGAGCUGGAGGAAAGAGAGUAUAGAUCUGUGGGCGAAGACAGCUCCCAAGUGUCAUCAAGCGUUCCGUUCCGAGAGCACCGCGGCCGUCUGUGCGUGCGGGAGAACCCGAGUCAGGUGUUCACUCUGAACGAACAGGAAUGGCAAAAGAUGGAGCAGGAGAACGUGCUCAAGAACAUCUCGCUGGCCUUCGACACCAAGGGCCUACCCGUGCUGGAUGAGGGAGAGUUUUACGAAGAUGACGGGGACUCGACCGAAGUGGCGGGUGACGCCCAGACGCUCGCGUCGCUUUUACAACAACAGAUAGAUGCUAUUAACAUGGAGUUGCAUUACCUACAAGAGGAACAUAAAAGUACUGAGGAGAAAACUGAAGAACUGGAACAGACUUCUACGUCUAAAUCUGCGCUCCAUCGACUCUCGGCUACUGAGGAGUACCUCGCCAACUCAACGUCCUUUCCAUUUCCGCCGCUUGAUCCGAUGGACACCACGCCCAUAUGGGUGAAGUCUAGUAAGGAGGGCUCUCUGAAUAACUUAAAUGACGAGAGUCCGACCCCUCCGACACCCAGCUCUUUAGCGUCCGACUCGACCGAGAGUCCAAAAACGAGUAUUGCUAGCCCCGUACCAGAGUCGCUCACGCCAACGCCCGAUACUCUCACCGCUCCAACCAACAAUGGCAUCGCUAAGCAAAGGGACAACUCAAACGACUCACUACCCAGUGCCGCCAGUACAAGCACAACCAGCAGCGCAGAAUCCCUUUCCAAAACAACCUCCUCCACGUCCAAAAAGAAAGGUCUAAAGGGAUCCAUCGGUCGAAUCUUUAGUGGUAAGAAAGAAAAAGGCAAAACUAAAGAUGGCAAGCCACAGGAUGGAGAUACGGCAUCCAUAGACUCGUCUACGUCUGGCCAGCGAGAGAUGGACAGAGGUGUGAAGAAGAAGUCUCAACUGCUGUCAGAGGCUCUCUCUGCCGGCACGCCCUUUGCGCUCUGGAACGCGCCUACCGUGGUGGCUUGGCUAGAGUUGUGGGUGGGAAUGCCGGCCUGGUACGUCGCAGCAUGUCAGGCCAACGUGAAGAGUGGUGCCAUUAUGUCGGCGCUGUCGGAUACGGAGAUCCAACACGAGAUUGGUAUCUCCAACCCGCUGCACAGACUCAAGUUGAGACUUGCGAUACACGAGAUCGUGACGCUAACCACACCAUCGUCACCACACACCAACAGAAACUCUCUUGUUUAUGGUGAGAUGAACCACGAAUGGGUCGCUAACAAGUGGCUACCAAUGCUUGGUUUGCCCCAGUACAAGAGUAUAUUUGAAGAGUGUCUCGUAGAUGCUCGAAUGCUGGAUCAUAUCAGCAAAAAGGAAUACCAGAAAUAUUUGAAAGUUGUAGAUAGCUUCCAUAGACAUAGUAUACAGUGCGGCGUAAAAUGCUUAAGUUUAUUAAACUACGAUAAAAAGCUUCUCGAGAAGAGGCAGCAAUACUCUAAAGAUGAACAAAAAGACGUUCUUGUGUGGAGUAACGCACGACUCAUUAAGUGGAUGAAGCACGCCGGGCUAGAAGAGUACGCGGACAACCUCCGACAAACAGGCAUACAUGGAGCGCUCAUCGCACUGGACGAGAGCUUCGACCACAAUGCGCUAGCAUACGCGCUACAGAUCCCAAGCCAAAACACACAGAUUCGUCAAGUCUUAGAAAAAGUUUUCGCCUGUCUGUUGGCCAGCGGCACGGAUCGGGUGAUAUCUGGAGAGCUUGCCGAUGGUAGUGAACUAAAGAGAUCUAAGUCAUGGCGUAAGAUGUUCAAAGCCAAAGAGAAGGGCAAGCAAUCGAAGGAGAAAGACCCAGCUCGCCGCCAUUCCUCGGGCUCAGAGUCCUCUCUGAGUCAGUGCAGCACUAGCUCCUCGCCUAAGCUCUCGCAUAGAGGUUCAUUCAAGAGAAAUGACGCUAAAACAAUAGAGGGUGGCUCUUCCGUUCAAGGGAGGCAGUCCUAGUACGUAAACAUACAGAAAUCACAAAUUGUCUCUACAAAAGGUGAAUGAAUGAGAAGGAUCAAAUUUCCAUUGGGGGUAUUAUCUAUGCCACAUACAUAGAAAUUAUAAAUACAGAUUUAUUUUUCAUACAAAGUAGAUAAAAUGCGGAGAAACACCCGCCAAGCUAACCAAAGCAUUUAGAAAUGCUAUAUAUGCAACGGCCGCAUCUCCAUUUGAGUUGUUAAUCGCUAUAACAUUUCUAAGAAAAUUUCUAGGAUUUCCAUUAUUUCAUAUGUUUAUACAGAAAAUAUUUCCACCAUUCUAUUUCGUAGAUCUCGCCAAAACGAUCGGGUUUUUACGUGCUAAGAUUCCCCGAUAUUCUAACGAUUCAGCUGGAUUCACUCUCCAUGUCAUUUUAUAGAUUUCCUUACCAACGAUCUAGUUGUCACGGCGCGACAUUUAAGAGAUCUCUUUUCCAUGAUUCUAUAGCCUUCAAUAAACAGUUGUCCGUAAGCUCGUUCCCAGGUUCUUAUGUGUACAUAAUUGUGUUAUGAUAGAGGUACUAAGAAGAAACUGGGAACGAGGAAGGCGUUCUUACGUCGUUUAGGCCCCCGUGCUUUCGAUUCUUGCUUGUAUGUUAGCGAGUACGUACGUAUUCGUCUUUUCAAGUGGCAAUCACGUGCGAUUGCGUCCGCUUCGGCCAGAUCGUUGAUAGCUUCUUCACUGUGCAAUAUUACAAUCUGUACCGUGCAGCUUACAAAUAGGUGAGGAUACUUUCUGACAGUCCUCAGUCUAGUCUCUUAUUAGUCUAUACCUUUCUACUGAAUGACGUUUGUCAGGCCUCAGACACUGAAUGUACACAUGGGGUUUGAGGCAGAAAUCGUUGGAGCUUGCUCUCUUAAUGAUUCUCCUUAAAACUCAGAUUUGUUCCAAGCCCGUAUAGGGGAGAAUUUUCAAGUUUAUUUUUUUCGCGUGGAUAGUAAUCAAGUCUGUUCGCUGAGGCAAGUCGAAAAUUACCCAGAAGACCCUGGGCACGAGGAAGCCAAUGCCAGGACCUGUUUGAUAUUCUGUGGUGUGCUAACCGUUGCCUCGGUUGCGUGCGGUAUGUCCCAGGCCCUCGAAUGUUCUGUCAAGUGAGCCCGCAAUCUUAUUGCACGCAAAUGUUACAUUUUAUUUCUUGGAAAUUCACCCUUUAAAAGAACGAAUAUUGGGUAUCUGCUGGCAGAUUUAUGUAGCUAACAUGGAAACUCCGGAAUGAAUCAAAAUAGGUCAAAUUAGAAUUUAAAGGAAUUGCUUAUAUACAGCAAAUUUAUAAAUAUAUGAAUCAUAUAAAUACGGUUUAUUAUACUUAAACAUAUAUUUCACAACGGUGUCUGUGUUUAACAUCAAUCUGUGAUUGUAGUAAGUUGUAUUCCUGUUUUGGGAACCUCUUGUCAGAUAGUUGUUAUAAAUACAGAAACCAUUAGCUUUACUAUUUAUGGUUUUGUAUAUCGCUUCAUAUCGCUUAAAAAAUCAAAGUCAUUUUCACGUCUAUCACCUUUUGUAUAACUACUUGUACCAGCUCGUACUUGUGUCUUAACUAGUGAUGUCCAUGUGUUUAAGGAUAAUACUUUGACCCCUGAUAGUAACUAAAGGUUUUUUCUCGAACUUAUUUGUCAUUCGAAUGUGCUAAACAAAAUACUGAAAGUCGUAAACUAUGCUAAUUGGGGAACAUUUCGAAAUUCAACAAAAACAUAUUUUUCCAAAGUAUUUUUUUUGUCUUUGAAGGAAUUCGUGUAUAGCAUUAGAGCUUCGAUGGCAAUUACGUAUAACCUCUUGUUGCAAUUAUUGAUGGAUUGACAGUACUUGUUCACAUAAAAUGCCUGGAACAUGUGAACUCUGUCGUCUGUUAUUUAACUUUACGCCACUCCCGUGCUACUCUUUGUACAUAGACCACUUCUAGCAUUCCUUUCUAGCAGAAUUCUAGAUGUCGUCUUGUCUCUCAUGUUUCUCAGCGCUUUCGAGAUCUCUGCUAGCAGAAAAUUUUCAUGACACCUUUAAAUCAGAGAAGAGGUCGUUUUUGAUAAUCGCUAGACUCGGAUGUUGUACUGAAUUAGGACUCGUGUUACCGAAAUGCUUGUUGAAGGCUGAAAAUAAAGAAUUUUUUAUGCUG